Messenger RNA from Peronospora belbahrii, 858 nucleotides. The record is from the annotation of a GenBank genome assembly. Lineage: Eukaryota; Oomycota; Peronosporomycetes; Peronosporales; Peronosporaceae.
AUGACCACCUUUCAGCCGUCAUCCACCGGACUUGCGAACGACAUGCAACCCUUACUGUCACCUGGCUUCACGACACCACGCAGUCCGCAUUCACUGUCCGACAACCCGCGGCUCACCCUCUUCGCCGCGGCGGAGCAGGUGCAGCAACAAUCUCUACAGUGUGCGCUCAACGUGAACGUCAAGGUGCCUGCGCUUAACCUGAACGUCAUCCCAAAGCUUCCUUCGCUCGAGGGCCUGCUCAAGCAGAUGCAGACGAGCUCGCCCACGUUGUCCGUCGCACCGUCUCCACAGCACCCUCGACUGAGCCCAGUGUCGCGUGACCUUGCUUCCAUGCCCUCGCUGCAAACCGUGAUCAGCCCUAUCAUGACCAAGCGCGUACUACCUGUGACGCUAAUGCCACAGACGUCUUUCUGCGGUGUGACCUCCUGUGCACCGCAGACAUACCAACAGAUGAGCUCGUCUAUGGGUCCAAGUUUUCCUGGCAAGAAGCGCUCUUGGGCCGAUGUCAAUCCUGUUCAGCAGGUGAGGUACCCGACCAAGUCUCGUGUGUCACCUGGCAGCCAGCAGCGCAGUUGUGCGUCUAAAUACUGCAGGAUUGAGGGCUGCGAGCGCGUUUCGCAGCGUAACAACCUGUGCCACAGUCAUGGCGGUAAACGGUUGUGCAAGGAAGAGGGUUGUUCGUCAAAGGAUCGUGGCAACGGGUUUUGCAUCAAGCACGGUGGUGGAAAGAUCUGCUCCAUGGUUGGUUGCGAGAAGAAAGCUCGGCGGAAAGGGCUGUGCACACAGCAUUUUCGCGUAUCAAGCGAGUACAAUUUGGACGGCGUCGUAUCCUGCCUUUCCUUUCAUGACCGAGCCUAG